Molecule: messenger RNA, 13696 nt
Organism: Acinonyx jubatus (cheetah)
Lineage: Eukaryota; Metazoa; Chordata; Mammalia; Carnivora; Felidae
Gene: FNBP1L
Product: formin binding protein 1 like
Exons: 15
Coding region: 245-1906 (553 amino acids)
Biological process (GO): signal transduction
Molecular function (GO): protein binding
Source: RefSeq, a predicted model, not a curated record
UCGGCCCGGGCCCCCUCCCUGCCGGCUCCGGGAGGCGGGGACGCGGCGUUGGCGGCGGCGGCUUCUCCUGUCUAGUCUUUCUCACUCACUGGGGAACCCGGCAGUCGCGGCACCUUCGGAGGCAGAGCCGUGGAGCCGCAAGCCCGUUGGGCAGCUAGUGGGAAGUCGGACAGACUAAGGGCAGAGCCGACAGACGGACGGAGAGCAGAGCAGCCAGACGGCUGGAGUCGCCUCAAGUUCCGCCAUGAGCUGGGGCACGGAGCUGUGGGAUCAGUUCGACAGCUUAGACAAGCAUACACAAUGGGGAAUUGACUUCUUGGAAAGAUAUGCCAAAUUUGUUAAAGAGAGGAUAGAAAUUGAACAGAACUAUGCGAAACAAUUGAGAAAUCUGGUUAAGAAGUACUGUCCCAAACGUUCCUCCAAAGAUGAAGAGCCAAGGUUUACCUCGUGUAUAGCCUUUUUUAACAUCCUUAACGAGUUGAAUGACUAUGCAGGACAACGAGAAGUAGUAGCAGAAGAAAUGGCGCACAGAGUUUAUGGUGAAUUAAUGAGAUAUGCUCAUGAUCUGAAAACUGAAAGAAAAAUGCAUCUUCAAGAAGGACGAAAAGCUCAACAGUAUCUUGAUAUGUGCUGGAAACAGAUGGAUAAUAGUAAAAAGAAAUUUGAAAGAGAAUGUAGAGAGGCAGAAAAGGCACAACAGAGUUAUGAAAGAUUGGAUAAUGAUACUAACGCAACCAAGGCAGAUGUUGAAAAGGCCAAACAGCAGUUGAAUCUGCGUACACAUAUGGCUGAUGAAAAUAAAAAUGAAUAUGCGGCACAAUUACAAAACUUUAAUGGAGAACAGCACAAACAUUUCUACGUAGUGAUUCCUCAAAUUUACAAGCAACUACAAGAAAUGGAUGAACGAAGGACUAUUAAACUCAGUGAGUGUUACAGAGGAUUUGCAGACUCAGAACGCAAAGUUAUUCCUAUCAUUUCAAAGUGUUUGGAAGGAAUGAUUCUCGCCGCAAAAUCAGUUGAUGAAAGAAGAGACUCUCAAAUGGUAGUGGACUCCUUUAAGUCUGGAUUUGAACCUCCAGGAGAUUUUCCAUUUGAAGAUUACAGUCAACAUAUUUAUAGAACCAUUUCUGAUGGGACUAUCAGUGCAUCCAAACAGGAAAGUGGGAAGAUGGAUGCCAAAACCACAGUAGGAAAGGCCAAGGGCAAGUUGUGGCUCUUUGGAAAGAAGCCAAAGGGCCCAGCACUGGAAGAUUUCAGUCAUCUGCCACCAGAACAGAGACGUAAAAAACUACAGCAACGUAUCGAUGAACUUAACAGAGAACUACAAAAAGAAUCAGACCAAAAAGAAGCACUCAACAAAAUGAAAGAUGUGUAUGAGAAAAAUCCACAAAUGGGGGAUCCAGGGAGUUUGCAGCCUAAAUUAGCAGAGACCAUGAAUAACAUUGACCGCCUACGAAUGGAAAUCCACAAGAAUGAGGCUUGGCUCUCUGAAGUUGAAGGGAAAACAGGUGGAAGAGGAGACAGAAGACAUAGCAGUGACAUAAAUCAUCUUGUAACACAGGGACGAGAAAGUCCUGAGGGAAGUUACACUGAUGAUGCAAACCAAGAAGUCCGAGGGCCACCCCAACAACAUGGUCAUCACAAUGAGUUCGAUGAUGAAUUUGAAGAUGACGAUCCCUUGCCUGCUAUUGGACACUGCAAAGCUAUCUACCCUUUUGAUGGACAUAAUGAAGGUACCCUGGCAAUGAAAGAAGGUGAAGUUCUAUACAUCAUUGAGGAAGACAAAGGUGAUGGCUGGACAAGAGCUCGGAGACAGAACGGUGAAGAAGGCUACGUUCCCACAUCAUACAUAGAUGUAACUCUAGAGAAAAACAGUAAAGCUGUGUUGCACAAACUUUCCUUUUAAACCGUCUUCUCCUCUGCGUCCAUAAGAAGUGACCCUACGCCACAUACGUCAGUCUGCCCACAGGCUGGACAGCAUUUACUGUGCUUCUGCUUGAAUUCCUGGUCAGAGAGCACCUGGUCUUCCUGGCAUUUCAAAACUUGGGAAGGUAUUGUUUGCUACAAUUAGUGUCACAUCUGUUGUUUUAGGUAAUCUUAAUUGCAGAAGAUUCAGCUUUUUAAAGGGGCAAAUAUGAAGCUAUGACUGUUAACUUCUAGAAACCCCAAAAGAGAAUAAAACUCAGGGUUAAUCCUGAACAAGGAGGGGUCUCUGUUGUUGUGAUUAAUAGAGAUCUAUGCCAAGCUUGGAAGUGGCAGGAAAACAGUGUCAGUAACAAAAACUCAAAACAAUGAAAAGGGCUUUUGCUAUCUGAACUGAGAUCAGGGAAGUCAAAUCCAACUUGCUAGGGAAAGAUAACAUCCCUGUAACAAUCUCAAGAGGAAAAUGAUCUCCAGACUUGUUGAAAAGGAUAGAUUUUCUUUGUGAGAAGCUAUUAGUUUAGAUGAAAAAAUCUAAAGAAAUACCAAACCUAUUUCAAUGAGCUCAUCAUAUACCUGGGGUCAAAUGCAUUCCUGACUAUAGUUACUGUGAGUAAGAAACUACAGAAAAUAGAAGAGGUGCCAAAAGAUUAGAGAUGGAAAAAUACAGGUGAGGAGUAAGUUCUGAAAAGUUUGACGACUCUUAAAAGUACUUGACAAUUUUGUCAGCAUUUAAGAGAAAAUGUGAUGGACAACUGACCUAGAUCCUAAGCUAAGAACAGGCCACAUCAAAUUAACCUCAUUCCUUUCUUUAGAUACAACUGGGAAACUCAAUGGACAUGAAUGUCUUGAUUCCAGCACAGUUUCAGCAUUUGGCAGAAUUUCUUACUCAUUCUUGUAAGGUGGUGAUAGCAUUAUUGUAGAAAAUGGGAGCUCGCAAUAAAGCUGACUUAGUAAACCCAGAAUAUCAACCCUGAGGAAAACUUCUUGUGGAAGAUAUGUAUGAACCAUACAUAAUAAAUGUAAAUCUGCCACCCAACUUAAAUAGAAAAUUAUCCUCUUCCUCCAAGGAUAACCACUAUCCUGAAUUUCUUCGUUUUUCUUAGUUUUACCACAAGGGUAUUUUUUCCAAAACUUGAUUAGCUUUCCGUGUUUUUGCAAAGUAUAACGAAUAUAAUAAGUUCCAGUACAUGGGGGUUUAUCUCAAAAACCACACAUGAUUCUUUGUGAUGCAUUUCUGGUUUGAGCACUGGGGACAAAGCUGAAGGACUUACAGUAGAUAUACUAUUAUUUCAAGUGUUGGGGAAUCUUAUCUGGUUUUGUAAGCCCUUGAGUGGGAGGAGGAACCUGGGCAACCAAGCUAAAGAGGAUCUCGUCUGUUCAUCCUCCCAGAGAAAUGCCUCAUCCUGCUGAAGGGCAACAUAUGUCUAAGCUCUGGUAGCAGCUGGGAAGAUUGGAAAGGGAGUGUGGGCAGGCACAGGUGUUUAGGGACAUAGCCCCUUGUGGUGCAGUAAUGGCCCUUUAGAUUUUUUUUUUUUUUAACAUUUUGGCAACUUGUUCUGUGGUGGAGGGUGGCCUGUCGUGUGCACUGAAGAGGCAUGAGGCGAGUGACUCUUCCAGGAUUCUCCUACCCAGAAGAGUAUGCUCUAAAGCAAGUGAUAACACAACUGCUCUUUUCUUCCCUCUCUUCCCUUGGCUGAGCUCCAGACAGGAGUAUCAUAUUUGUUUGCCCUCUCCAUCUCUACAAGUUCACCCUUCUUGACCUAACCAAGCUGCUCAUCCAACCAUUGUUUCUUGGUUGGCCAAUGCAGGGGCUGGGGGCAGUUUUGGGUAUGAAAUGAGACAGAAACACAAGUUUCCAGUUCCGGCAACCAAGAUCAUCAGUCCCCACCCAAUUAGCCCUGUCUUCUCACCCUUUAUCUCUAGUUGGGAGCACCUGCCACUAGCUCUUGGCAUAUAGCCAGCACCCAGGUGGUACUGUCCUGUCUGAUAAGAUGGGGAUCAGCUGCAUGUCCCUUCUCUUCAGGUGCCAAAGAGCAUAUUCGUUAAUGACUACCAAUUGAAUGGGGGAAGCCCUUGGAAGAGUUUGCAUCCGCAUAUGAGAGCAUCAUUUAGCUGGUGGGAGCCAUGUCAAAAAAAUUCUACCAACCCAACUGUUGAAACAAGUGAUUUGGAAAUUAUUAGUGAUUGCUGAAUGAUUUGUGCUACUUUCAUCACUUGAUAAAGUUUUAUUGUGUAGUUGGUUUAUUUAAAGAAUACAAGGGUUGGGUCCCCUGGGUGGCUCAAUUGGUUACACAUCCAACUUCGGCUCAGGUCACGAUCUUAUGGUUGGGGAGUUUGAGCCCCAUGUCAGGCUCUGCUGACAUUUCGGGGCCUGGAGCCUGCUUCAGAUCUUGUGUCUCCCUCUUUCACUGACCAUCCCCUGCUUGCGCUCUGUCUCUUUCUCAAAAAUAAGUAAACAUUAAAAAAAAAUAAAGGGUUUAUUUUCUUGAUUUACACAUUGACAUCUAUUGUUGAUUCAUAUAUGAAUUCUAUAUUAACAUUUAAAUAUUUUGAAUAUUGCAUGGUAUCUUCUGAGACUUGGUUUUUCACUCAGCUCUAAGAUUUAAUCAUGUUUAUGCAUAGUUCAUUUUAGUGUGUAUAGUUCAUUUUAGUGUGUAUAGUAUUCUAUUAUAUAAAUACACAAUUUACCCAUCCUCUUGAUGGACAAUUGGGCUAUGUCCUGAAUUUUGCUUGCAUAAACAAUGCUGCUAUGCACAUUCUUAUGCAUGUUUACGGAUACAGGAGUUCUGUAUUGCUAGUUUGUGGGUUAUAUUUAUCUUCAGUUUUUAAAAAAAAUGCCACAUUUUUCCUUCACAGUGAUUAUAACAGUUCUACAUACCUACAGCUUGUAUAUCAAGGUUACUUAGGCUCCAUAUCCUGGCCAAUUUUUGUCAUUUCGACAGAUGAAAAUGGUAUGUAUCUUUAAUUUGCCUUUCCCUGUUUAUUGAUGAAGUUAAACAUACUUUGCAUUUUCUGUGAAAAGCCUGUUUAUAUGUUUUGCCCAUUUUUUUUCUGGUUAUCUUUCCAUAUCUAUUCAUGGGAAUUCUUUAUUAAGGAUGCUAAUUAGUUAUUUUGCUGUGUAGCAUAAUAAAACUGGCCCAGUUUCUCAGGAGGCUGCAGUCAAGGUGUCAGUCACAUGCUGUUGGCCAGCCUCAGGACCUUGCCGUGUGGAUUUCUUCAUAGGGAUGCUCAGAACAUGGCAUCUUGCUUGCCUCAGGGAUCCAAGAGAAAAAGAAGCUGUAGUUUUUGUAACCUAAUCUCAGACAUGAUGCAGCAUUACGUCUGCCCCAUGUACUUGGUAAUGCAGAGCAAACCUGCUACAGUGUAGGAGGGGACAACAGAAGGGUGUGAACACCAGGCUGCAGGGACGGUCAGUGACCAUUGUUGGAGGCUGCCUAUCAUACUAAUCUUUGGUUAGUUUCAUGUCUUUUUAGUAACAUCUCUUUGUUCUUUCAAUUUAUGACCUCUUUUGAUGAGUAGAAGUCUGUUUUAAUGUAGAUUGACCAAUCUUUUAUAUUUAAUGUUGUUUUCUGUCUAGUUUAAGAAAUUCUUCCUUGAUUCAAAGUAAAAAGGAUAUUCUAGAUUUCCUUCUAAAUGUGUUAUAGUUUUACCUUUCGCAUGUGUGUUAUUUUGGUGUAUGAUAGGAGGCAGGGGGCUGUUUUCUUCCCUUUCAUUUGCUUAACCAGUUGUCCAAGAAUUAUUUAAAAAGUCAUCCUUUCCCCCACUGAUUGCCAAAGUUACUUCUGUCAUUUAUCAAAUUUCCAAUGACAAUUUAAUUACUGUAGCUUAAUAAUCAGCUUUUAGGUCUAGUAGAACAGAUUCCCCCCUCCCUCCAUCUUAACUUCCUAGGAUGGUAUUGACUACUUCUAGUCAUGUAAAUUUUAGGAAAACCUUAUCAAGCUUGAAAAAUCCUGUUGGAUUUUGAAUGGGAUUGCAUUGAGCUUAUAGGUCAUUUUAAGAACUAGUAUCUCUGAUACCAAAUUUUGAAAUCUAGGAACAUGAUGCUCCCGUUCAUUUACUUUUCUUCAGAUGUUUAAAGUUAAAAAUUUUUUUCACCAAAUUCUUGUACAUCUUUUGUUAAAACCAUUCCUAGGUAUCACAUUUUUUUUUGCAAAUGUUUUAAUACCUUGUUAUAAAGUAUAUGUUCAGAGAAAUGCAUAAAACUUAAAUGUAAGCUUAAGUUACUAGAAAGUCAACACUUGGGUCUGGAAAUACAACAUUACCAGCACUCCAUACUCCCACUGUGUCCUCCUGAUCACACCCUGUUCUCUUAUAAUUAUCCUGACCUUUUCUAAUGCACUUUACUUUUUUAUGUAUUUUUAUGCUUUAUGUUUCUUAGAGUAUAAGGUGGUUUUGUGUUAAAUCUAGAAUGCUCUUUUAACUGGCAGGUUCAGUGUAUUUAUGUUUGUAAUGAUUAUUGAUAAAUUUGGACUUAUUUCUGCCAUUUUUGUGCCUGCUAUUCAUCUCACUUUACUGUCUCUUUACAUAUAUAUUUUUUCGUUUUCUCCAUUUUUUCCUCUACUGUUUGAAACUUUGACCCUAGUUUUUCUUAAUAAUAUUUACCCUUGACAUUUUAUAUACUUAAAGCUAAUCAGUAUGUUUUAGCUGAACAAAGGGGGUCCCUUUGUUCUUCUACUGAUGAGAAGAAUAACACUUGAUCAGAACUCUAGUAACGCAUCUCCCCAUUCCUGGCUUAUGUUGUUUUAAUUAACUUUUCAACCUCACAUGGUAGACACUGUUGUUUUAGUAUACCUAAAAGCCUACCAGUUUCUCUGCUUGACAGUCCUUAAGUCUCCACCCUUUUUUCUAGAUGAAUUGCUUCCUCCCCACCCCACUUUCUUUCCUUCUGAAGCUGUUAGCACAGAGCCAGACUCGGGUCCCGAACUCAAUGAACCACGUUGAGUUUGAUCUGAGCCAAAGUUGGAUGCUUAAUUGAGCCACUUAGGUGCCCCUCUAGUUGCUCUUUCAAACUAUGGCUUUUUUUUUCACCCCAGGGCAUUUGGGGCUGCUGUGGGCUAGGGGCCUGGGGCUCACCAAGGUGGCAGGCUGGCUAUGGUGCCAGGACCAUGUUCCUAUCUGCACUGUUAAGGUGAAAGGGAAACAAACCAUGGUGCUCAUUAGUCUCUCUGACCCAGAGAGUUCCAGCAGCUCCCCAACUAUUUGGCAGGGUGCUAGGGCUAGUUCCUUUAUGUUCUAGUAGCCCUUUUAAACCAUGGCACUUUUUUUUUUCCUGUGCCCCAGGGCAAACGAAUCUGCUCACGGUUUUUCAGUACCAUCCUUGUUCACUGCAGUUUGCAGCUUUGGGGGUGUGUGUGUGUGGGGGGGGGUCCCUUUGUUACUGUGUCACCAUUCCUCUUGCUGUUCUCUGUGUGGUUUCUACCUCUUGUUGAGCAGAAGCUGUUCAGUCAGCCCUCAGUUCUUUAGGAGGAAUUGCUCUAUAAAUAGGUGUAAAAUUUGGUAUAUCUGUGGAAGAGGUGAGUUCAGGGUCUUCCUAUGUUGCCAUCUGGGACUGGAAGCUCACCAGUCCCAUUAGUUCCAAAUGCAUUGAUGUCAUGAAAUAUACUAACAUCUGGGUACCUACUUUAUAUCAGGUGCUGUGUUGCACACAGGAUAUGAUGAGGUUAACCUGACCAAAGUCAACUGCUAGCAAACACCACAGGUCUACCCUAUAUAACUAUUGACUCUGUCUCCCAGACCGAACCUUAAAUUCUCCAUCCCACGCUCAUUAAUUUUGGUUUAUUAGGAUAUAGUCUCUAGGGAAGAAGGUAGGAGAUAAGAUUAUUCUAUGCUGAUGAGUUGUUUAAUAUUAAAGAGACUAGAUACAAUUGUUUCACAAAAAGAUAUAUUUUCAUUUGACUAUUUACAUUUCUCAUAUUUAAAGAAUAUCAUACAACUGAUACCUUCUGAAAUGUUUCAUGCUUUUAAACUCUGUUCUAUUUACACUUAUCUGACAAGAAAUUUAAAAUGGUCAAACGCCUCAGUAAUAGAAAGCAACCAGCCAACAUAGCCAGAUCUUCUCUUAAAUUUGCUGAUCAACAUUAGCAAUAGUUACCUUCAUAAUAAAUUAUCUUCAUUUUAAAAUCAGUAGUAAUUUUAAACAAUUCAUAAAUAAGUGUGCUCUGUGCAAUUUACAUGUUUAAUAUCCUGUGGAUACUAAAAGCUUGUAUACUGUCAGAUUUGCACAUUGUUACUUUAUCAAACAAUAAGCCUUCCCAAAGAAGAAACUGGAGAAGCUUGAAAUAAUAUCCUAAGGUAUUCUCGAGAGUUAUCAAAGCUCUGCCUGCUUUACUGGAGGAGGUUCCAAUUUACGUGAGAGGGCAGUUAAAAUCUGGUUGAAUUUCUCAUAUCUUUCUGUCUGAUUGACUUGUGCACCUUUGCUGCCCCAUAGCAAUCGCAUUUGAAAUUCAGUCUUGAAGAUUUCACUCAUUUCUUCAUCUGGUUGAAAACCUAAUAUAAAAAGAGAACAGUUAAUUCAGUUUUCGAAUACAGACUGAAAGACUACUUGCAUAAGGUAGGUAGGAUCAAAAUGAACUUCAUCUUGUAUCAGAACUUUAAGAAGAGCCCCAAGGAAAAAUCCAGGCUCUGUUUUCCAUAAGGGAAGGGCAGAGCCCCAUGGUCAAGGACCUGAGCACUUUCAGAGAAGGGAUACCAAGGAGACUGACUAAAACAGGACAGAAUAAAAUUGGUGUGCACAAGCCACUGUGGGAAAGUGUUUAAAGUACCUUGUUUUGUUCUGUUUUUACAGCUUUCUUGAUGUACAGUUUAUGUGUCAUGAUUCUGCAGUUUGAUUUAGAAUACCCUGUACAAGUUGUAGAACCAUCACCACCACUUUUAGAAUAUUUCCGUCACCCUCAAGUUACCUAGUGCCUCUUUGCUUUCUGUUGCUAUUGAUUCACCUACAGAUUUGAUAGAAAUGGAAACCUACGAUGUGGCCUUUAGGUCUGGUUUAUUUUGCACCAUGUUUUUGAGAGUAUUCCAUGUUGUUGCCUGUUAUCAAUUCAUUCCUUUUCACUGCUGAGUAGUAUUCAGUUAUACAGACAUUCCACGUUUUGUUUAUCCAUUUACCAACUGAUAGAUUCGGACUGUUUCCAGUUUCUGGCUGUUAUGAAUACUGUUGUAAACAUUUGUAUAUAAGUCUUUGCGUGGACAUGUGUUUUCUCUAGUAGAGGAAUUACUGGGGCAUAUGGUAAAUCUAUGUUUAUUUUAGAGAAACUGUCAAACUCUUUUCCAAAAUGGUUGUACCAUUUUAUAUUCUCACCAGCUCCAGCUUCUCCACAAGCUGCCAAAUCUUAGUAUUAUCAUUCUUUUUAAAUUGUAACCAUUGUAGACAGUGUGUAUUAUCUCACUGUGGUUUAAAUUUAUAUUUCCCUAAUGACUAAUGCUUUGAACAUCUUUCUAUGUAGUUAUUUGUCAUUUGAAGAUCUGCUCAGGUGUAGCGUCUAUUCAAAUCUUGUUUGCCUUCUUAAUGAAUUCUAAGAGUACUUUAUACAGUCUAGAUAUAAAUCCUUAAUUGGAUAAAUGUUUAGCAAAUAUCUUCUUAUAGUCUGUGGCUUGCCUUUUUACUUUCUUAAUGGUAUCUUCUGAAGAGCAAAAUUUAGAAUUUUGAUUCAUCAGCAUUUUUUGGUGUGGUUCAGGCUUUUUGGGUCCUAAAAUAGCUUUGCUAAUCCAAGGCCACAGUGAAUUUUCCCUAUGUCAUCUUAUAGAAGCUUUAUACUUUAGCUCUUACAUUUGGGUCUGUGAUCCAUUUUGGAUUGAUUAAUGUAUAUGGUAUGCAGUAAAGAUGAUUCAUUUUUUCUUUUGCAUAUCAUAUCCAAUAGUUCCAGCACCAUUUGUUGAAAGACUAAAUCCAAUGAAUUUCGUUGGCACCUUUCUCAAAAAUAUAUUGACAGCCAUAUGUGUGGAUCUGUUUCUUGACUCUCUCCCUCUGUUUCAUAAGAGAAGAUCUGCUCUACUUAAAGCCAAGAAUAUUCAGUCAACUCUAUUAGUGAAGUAGAGACCAACAGCCAAAGAGUCAGACAGGCUGUGGUUCUCAUCUUUGAUUACUUCUGGUUUAAUCUGCUCUGUCCUUAAAUAUAUCUCUACCAUCUAGAUUUAUAGGAUCUUUGUGGUUAAGAAUAGAAGCCUUCUUUGUCCAUCCUUCCAUGUGAAGCCAGAAUAUCUUUGACAGAUAACAUCCUGGAGGCCAGAUGACGACUUCCAUUCAUUCAGUUAACAUGCUUUGAGUCCCUGCCUUGGGCUGGGUAUUUGUUAGUUGAGCAAAUCUCUGCUCCUACUGGGUUCAUAGUUACUUCCAGCAAUGGGAACUUGCUAUAUAAACCUGUAGCAGGAUUAACUGAGAAAUACCAUUAGAUACCUUUAAAGUGAUUUGCUAUAGAGCAGCUUAAAGUGCUUUUCUCAAAACCCAUUCUAAUAUAUUGGCUUAGGCAACAUCUAGGGUAGUAUAGUUAUUAGCCUUGUAUAAAUAGGCACUCUAAUAUCUGGUGAAUUGAAUUAUGUGCUUUUAUUUUUUGAAUCCUACACUGCUAACUGUGGAGAACUUUCUGAGGAAAAACUUGAAACAGGUAUGUAGUUCUUAAACCUACAGCAGUAUAAAUUGUUUAGACCCAAAUUCUGGUUCUGAAGCAACAACUUUGCUUUAUGGUGAAAUAAAUAGGCCUCUCCUGCCCUAUAUAAUUUUUUCUUAACUUUGUGGAUAUAACUUUGGGCCCUUGAAGAAUUUCAGAAAUACAGUGAAGAAGAGAAAAUAGUCAUUCCUGAUAACCACCUUGAGUAAAGCCUUCUUUCUCGUACCUGCUUCCUAAAUGGUCUUUUUGCCUACAAGCCCUCAGCCCUCCAGCCUCCCACACACAGAUGCAAAAUUUAAAAUAAAUCUGACCAUGUCAUGACACUUUCCCAUAUUUAAAACCCUUAACAGACUCUUUCUCAGCUGCAGUCCUACAGGGAAGUCCUUCCCACCUCCAUCCACCUCCUUCAGUCUAGGUGGUCAUUACUUAAGGCACACUUUACAUGAAUCCAGACCUAAGUACUGGUGGUUUAUAUUUCUCUCCACGCUGUCUCUGCAGUGCCUUUACCUGUGUUGGACCCUCUGAUGCUAAAAGCAGGGGAGCUCACCUCCCAGUGUGACUGGGAAGAAACAGGAAUGCAGAUAAAUGAAGUCACACAGAAGUCUAACUCCCCAUAUUGGCCCAUCACAUCUUCAAAUAGCUCUGAUCAGGAGUUCUAAUGGUAGGUAGGCUGACCAAUUCCUUGUUGACCCUUUCUCUCAGCUUAUUCUAUGCCACUGACACAACUGAACACAUAAAAAAGGAUAAACAGGACUCUCAAGUCACUUAGAGAUUAAGAGAAAGUAAGGAUUCAUCAUAAGAAAUGGAAUUUCAUGCCUUAAUCUUUCCUAUUUGGUCUUUUCCUGAGACCAUCCAUGCUUUUUCAAAGUUCCUUCAUUCUAAUCACUCUGCAGAGUAGAGAGUGGCCUAUAGAACAUAGCUCUUACCUUCCAAGAUCCUCUCGGCAUUCAUCCGGUAGCUGUCUGCAGCCUCUGCCAUGAGACGGGCUGUUGCCAAGUGGUUCAGCAUAAUCUCACAGCUUUCGUCAUUUUUUUCCCACAUGUCAGUUCCUUCAAAAGUGACCUCCUGGCGCUCCAUUAAGGUCACAAGAGGCAUCAAUAGUGGGACUGAUAUUUUGUUGGGGGGAACACACGUAGACUCUGAAAAACAGGGUAAAGUUUUCUAUGUUAUAUUCUUUUCUCCAAGUUAAGCAAAGACAGUUCCAAUUCAAGAUGGCGACGUAGGAGGAGCCUGUGCUUACCUCCCCCCAGUGGACACACCCAACUCUGCAGGUAAAUAUGGAAAUUCCUCUGGAAAAAAACUAAAAACUGAGCAACUCCUACAUAUCAGGUGAACAAAACGUGGUCCACAUCGAAGCAGGUAGGAGAGGUCAGGACCCAGUCUUGUCAUAAACCCCAACCCUGGCACAGCAACCCACAAUUGGGAGAGAACUCAAAACUUGCAGCCUCCUUGUGUUUAAGACCUGCACCAAAGAGACAAGCCCCCAAAACAUCUAGCUUUGAAAAUCAACCCUGCAUACAUCCGCAAGACCCACAAGUCUGAGACAAUCUGAGAAAGAGCUCUUAAAGGGCUUGUGUGCUCAGACUCACCUGCCCCACGGCUCACCAUGGAGUUAGCCAAUUAAGACGGGCUCAUUUGCUAAUCUUGAAGAGUUGGUCUGAGGAGCAGUCAUUAAUUUAGCACACAGCCAGGGAUCCGCUGGCUGGCAGGCACCAUCUUCACGUUCUUCCUCUGCCUUGUUCUAGCCGGCAGGUGCCAUCAUUUUUUCUUGCUUCCUGUGGGCACCAUCUAUAUGCUCUCCCUCUGCCAAAUUCCAGAGUGCCAGUAUCUCCAGAGGGGAGAUUUUACAUACAUCUGGUGUCUCCAUUUUUGUGGCUGUUCCUCAUGAUACAUCCCUGACCACUUGGCUCUGAAGGCCAGAGGGACUUGUGAUUCCGUGUCUCACAACUGUAACAACUGGAGACACAGGCACCCCUAAGGCAUAGCACAGACAGCCGACUGAGACACAUCCCCAGUCUUUCUGGGAAAGAAGCCUAUUUGCUUGUCCUGGAGCUUUGGCCCGAGGGGUGGGCUUCAUGUUUGGCACACAGAGAUGCUCUGGGGCCUACAGAGAUGCUCCCAGAUAAUGUAGGGUUGUGGACACCAUCUUUGCACUCUCCUUCUGCCUUGCUAUAGCUUCCUGAUACCUCUCAGAAGGGAGCUAGCUAAUACAUUUCUCUGAAGCCCUUUUUUUGCAACUGUCACCCAGGAGACACCUCCAGAUCACCUGGCUCUGGUGGACAGUGGGGCUUAUGCUUGCAUUCCCACAGGAUUAUAUAUAUUUGCAUAAUUUAAAAAACUGAUGCCUGAGGGUCUGGCUUCCAGCUGACCGAAUCUAGGUGCUGAGACCCUCCACUUUGGGACACUGACAGGUCUUGACAUAUCCGCAACUACUGGGAGCCAUGAAAUAUAGAAAAAAGACUGCUUGGACAAACACAAAGGUUAGACAACCAAGAACUAGGUCCGGGUUGAAUGAUAAGGUUCAUCUCCUACAUGAGGCCACUUCUUCAAGCCUGAGAGAGGUGGCUGUUUUAUCUAAUGCACAGAAACCAACACAAAGAGUCAAGCAAAAUGAAGAAACAGGAAUAUGUUCCAAAUGAAAGAACAAAACACAGAAGAAACCUUAAUGAAAUGGCAAUAAGUAAUUUACCUGAUAAAGAGUUCAAAAUAGUGGUCAUAAAGAUGCUCACUGAAUUUGGGUCAAGAAUAAACACAGUGAGGACGUCAAGAGGUAGAAAAUAUAAGUACCACACAGAAGUCACAGAGCUGAAGAAAACUGAAAAUUACGUGAGAGGGUUUCAACAGAUAGAUGGAGCAGAAGAAAGGAGUAGUGAACUCAAAGACAAGACAAUGGAACUCCUACAAUCAGAGCAACAAACAGAAAAAAAAAAAAACGUGAAUAUCGUCUUCUUGAUGACAUUCCAUAACUCCCUUAAACUAACAUUUGCAUUAUAGGAGUCCUAGAAAAAAAGAGAAAGGGGCAGAAAACUUACUUGAUGAAAUAAUGGCUGAAAACUUCCCUAACUUGGAGAAGGAAAUCGACAUCCAGAUCUAGGAAAGCCCAGAGAGUUACAAAUAAGACCCACCCAAUUAAAUUGUCAAAAGUUAAUGAAAAGGAAAAAAUCUAAAAA